Molecule: messenger RNA, 1061 nt
Organism: Cottoperca gobio
Lineage: Eukaryota; Metazoa; Chordata; Actinopteri; Perciformes; Bovichtidae
Gene: med21
Product: mediator complex subunit 21
Exons: 4
Coding region: 100-537 (145 amino acids)
Biological process (GO): regulation of transcription by RNA polymerase II
Cellular component (GO): mediator complex
Molecular function (GO): transcription coregulator activity
Source: RefSeq, a predicted model, not a curated record
AUAGCAUGCUAACCAAAGCUUCCAAAGUACCGUCCAAAUCCCGCGAGAUUGUUUUAUAUAUUGGGACAUUCUCGCGAUAUCUUGGACAAAACAGAAAAUAUGGCGGACAGGCUAACGCAACUCCAAGACGCUGUCAAUUCGCUUGCAGAUCAGUUUUGUAAUGCCAUCGGAGUCCUGCAGCAGUGUGCGCCUCCUGCCUCCUUCAGUAACAUCCAGACUGCUAUCAACAGAGACCAGCCAGCAAACCCCACAGAAGAAUAUGCCCAGCUGUUUGCAGCCCUGAUCGCCAGAACAGCCAAAGAUGUGGACGUACUCAUCGACUCUCUGCCCAGUGAGGAGUCCACUGCAGCUCUGCAGGCGGCCAGUCUGCGGCAGCUGGAGGAGGAGAACCAUGACGCAGCCGCUCGUCUGGAGGAGGUGGUCUACCGCGGAGAUAUGCUGCUGGAGAAGAUCCAGAGCGCCCUGGCUGACAUUGCCCAGUCUCAGCUCCGCACCCGUAACGGAGCGCCUCACCAGCCCUCUCCGGCCGAGUCCUGACGGGGAACAGACUGCAGUUCUGGACAAUUUUCAAUCUGUUCCCUUAUUUGGACUCUUUGUGUUUACCCUCAGCUGCAGGGUUCUGCAGGCAAGCCUCACAAUACAAAUAUGCUGAUUGUGUCUGUAAAGGAAAGUUGAAAUCAUUUGGUUGCUUAAUUGCAAAGUUCUUGUAACAGCAGCCACUGGUCUCAAAGCAAACACACUGAAAUGUGUCUGAGUGUAAAACAUACUCUCUGUUAUAUAAACUUCCUGCAGAUGCAAGGACACUUGUGUGUGGUCCAGCAGACUCUGGUCCAUGCUCAUGUGUUUUAUGAUGUAUAUUGAUUCAGUCUGUUUUUGUAUAUAUUUAUGAACAAAAUGAUAUUCUGGUUUUGGACUAUCUUUACUGAAAACACUUCAGACCAGUUAACACUGGCACUUUAAUAGCAUGAUCUUCUUACAUUAAUGAUUCUUUUAUGAUAUCAAAAGCUCUGACAACCUUUAUAAAGAAGUCUUUAAAAAUAAAAAUACAGUUUUGUAUGAGA